This is a messenger RNA of Hemibagrus wyckioides, 2565 nucleotides long. It is a transcript of the gene trmt1, whose product is annotated as tRNA methyltransferase 1. Gene Ontology annotation, cellular component: nucleus. Bases 123 to 2051 code for a protein of 642 amino acids. Gene Ontology annotation, biological process: tRNA N2-guanine methylation. The transcript is spliced from 15 exons. Gene Ontology annotation, molecular function: metal ion binding; RNA binding. The record is from RefSeq and is a predicted model, not a curated record. Lineage: Eukaryota; Metazoa; Chordata; Actinopteri; Siluriformes; Bagridae.
UAACUCUGAGGCAAAUGCUAGCUAGUUAGCCUAGCACAUGCGCAUGCACUUCAUACACACUGUGGACUUUUACACUGUAAACUUUAAUUCACUUAUAUAAUUCUUCUGAUAAUAAUCGGUCUAUGCAGGUGAGGUGGGCUGCAGGUCUAUGCAGGUAUUCGGCUCUAACAGCACUGCGUCCCUCAGGUUCACUCAGACGACUCACACUCAGACAGAUUCACUCCAGCAGACAGGCUGAGGCGAUGGAGACGGAGGGCGUGUCCCCUGACAGCGCAGCAGCGUGUGGUCAGAGACCCGGAGAGACGGUUGUGAAGGAGGGGAAAGCCUCGGUGCUGUUUCCUGGAGCUAACGAGGUGUUCUACAACCCAGUCCAGGAGUUUAACAGAGACCUAACGUGUGCAGUAAUGACAGAGUUUGCACGAGAGACACUGGCUCAGAGAGGAGUUCGCAUCAUCGUCCCCGGAGAGAAGGACAGAGUGGUCGUGUCCCUGACGGAGGAGGAGAAGGACGGGAAAGAGACAGAACAAGCGGAGGAGAAGAAAGUAGAGAGAGAGGGGGAAACGGUGCAGGAGGAGAGGAAGGAGGUGGACUUUAAGACAGCAGAGGUUGGGGAGCAAUGUGAGGAGGGGCUGUGUGUGCUGGAGGGAUUGGCUGCGUCUGGCUUGCGCUCGGUCCGGUUCGCUCUUGAGGUCCCGGGAUUGAAACGUGUCACAGCCAAUGAUUUCUCAGCUAAAGCUGCUGACCUCAUCACACGCAACACACACCACAACAAUGUCACACACCUGAUGGAGACGCAGAACAGAGACGCCAGUAUGCUGAUGUACGAGGCGAGAGGGAGGAAUGCACGCUAUGAUGUCAUUGAUUUGGAUCCAUAUGGAAGCCCCGCCCCUUUCCUGGAUGCUGCGGUUCAGGCUGUUAGUGAAGGAGGUCUGCUGUGUAUCACCUGUACAGACAUGGCUGUGAUGGCGGGAAACAGCGGCGAGACGUGCUACAGCAAAUACGGCUCCAUCUCCAUCAAAUCCAGAUACUGCCACGAGAUGGCUCUGAGGAUUAUCUUGCACAGUCUGGAUCAGCGUGCUAACGUGUACCAGCGCUACAUCCAGCCCUUACUGAGCGUCAGCGUUGACUUCUACAUCCGAGUAUUCGUCCGGGUCAGAACCGGCCAGGCUACUGUAAAGAACUCCGCCAGUAAGCAGGUGUUGGUGUAUAACUGUGUCGGCUGUGGAGCAUUUCACCUGCAGAGAAUGGGCAAGAAAACAAGCCAGGGGAAAAACAUGAAGUACUCAGCUGCUACAGGUCCACCUGUUGGAGAAUCGUGUCCACACUGCGGUCAGAAACAUCAGCUUGGAGGUCCGAUCUGGGCGGAGCCUAUACACGAUGUCGGGUUUGUUCAGAAAGUUCUGAGUGCAGUGUCAGGAAACCCGUCUCGCUUCGGGACGUCUAAACGCAUUGAGGGAGUUCUCAGCAUGGUCACUGAGGAGCUCCAGGAUGUUCCUCUGUACUAUGUUCUGGAUCAGCUGAGCAGCACCAUGCACUGUAACACACCCUCCAUGCUGCAGUUCAGGUCAGCGGUGCUGAAUGCAGGUUACAGAGUGUCUCUGUCUCACGCCUGUAAGAACGCAGUGAAGACCGACGCUCCUGCUGCAGUCCUGUGGGACAUCAUGCGCUGCUGGGAGAAGAAGAACCCAGUGAGGAGGGAGAGGUUAUCAGAGACGAGUCCAGCAUUCCGUAUUCUCUCCACAGAACCCACUGUUCAGGCGUGUUUUGACGUGAGAGAUGACGCAAAUCCUCAGUCACGUAAACGUCACCUCACACGCUUCCAGGAGAACCCACAGGCUAACUGGGGUCCUAAAGCUCGUGCCAAGUCUGGUGGUGGUGGUAUAAGCUCAGAGCUGGAGGAUAAGAGGAAGAAGUUUCAGGGAAAAAGGAAGAAUCAGAUCACAGAUUCCUCUCAGCUUAAAAACUUCCCCUGCAAGAAAUUCCGCAAGGGCACCUGCACAUACGGAGAGAAGUGCUGUUACUCCCAUGAGGCCGAGCAGCAGGAGCUCUGAGCAGGAGAGCAGACGACGACGGUCCUCAGAGCUUUACUUGCAUGUCAGAGCCCCGGGUUUAUCACUGACGUUCCUCUGGUGGUCACAUGGUGAUGCAGUAGACAGCCGACUGGUCAGUGAGAGAGGAGUGUGGACAGACAGGAGCGCUGGAUCCUACAGGAAGUUCUCUUUUUGUUGUUGAUUGUUUUUUAGGAGAUGAAGUGUUAAAGAGGAGAAUUAAUUAAUCAGUUAAUCUUCAUGGCUCUUCCUCUGCUCCUUUAUACCGAGAUUUUAUUUGCUUGUUUUCUUUUGGCCUGGUGAAGAAACUCUCAGCAAACAAACCGGACCCCCCCCCCUCGUUCCCCUUCCCCUUCCCCUUCACACACAGAGCUGCAGUGAGACGAGUGAGGGAGAACACUCAGCUCAAGUUUACCAAUAAAUUCAAUAUAUUUCAGCAGUAUUAUGGAAGGGGGAGUGUAUGUUAUGAAUAUGUUCAAAAUUUUCUUGAAAUAAAGCUCAUUUUUUCCCCCCAUGU